CCCAGUCUCUUGUCUCCCCUUAUCUCUCCGCCUCUCGUCUUUCUUCUUCCUCUAUCACUCUUACAGCAAUCGAGCCUCUCCCACCUGCAAUUUUGCGAUGGGUUCUUCCCAAAACUGAGCAAUGUUGGUACUUUCCUUUGCAUUUUCGAGUCCCAUCAUUGCCACUUUUACAUUUUCCCUCUGCUUUUUCAACACUGUCUUCACUUUCGCAGCCACUGAGUUCGACUUUGGCACCUUAACUUUAAGCAGUUUGAAGCUUCUGGGCGACGCCCACUUGCACAAUGGCAGCGUAAGCCUCACCAGGGACCUCGCCGUCCCUAACUCUGGCUCUGGCAGAGCUCUCUACUCCAAACCAGUGAGAUUUCGCCAGCCUGGCACUCAUUCUCCGGCGAGCUUCAAGACUUAUUUCUCGUUCUCAGUUACCAACCUGAAUCCAGCGUCCAUCGGCGGCGGACUCGCUUUCCUGAUCGCGCCGGACGAUGAAACCAUCGGUGACGCCGGUGGUUCUCUUGGCCUCCUUAACCCGGCGAGCGCUGCCUCCCCGGGUUUUCUGGCGGUUGAAUUCGACACGCUCAUGGACGUACAGUUCAAGGACCUCAACGGAAACCAUGUGGGUCUGGACCUUAACAGCAUGGUUUCAACGGAAGUUGGUGACUUGGGACCCAUCGGAAUCGAUCUCAAGAGCGGUGAUCUUGUGAAUGUAUGGAUCGAGUACGACGGCUCAACCUUGGGCUUUAACAUCUGGGUUUCGUACUCCAAUCUGAAACCGAAAGACCCGCUUUUGACAUUCAAUCUCGAUCUAAAUCAGUACGUUAAUGAUUUCAUGUAUGUAGGUUUCUCCGGCUCUACGCAGGGGAGUACCGAGACUCACAGCAUCCAAUGGUGGAGCUUCAGCUCUUCUUUUGAGUCGUACUCAUCUUCCCAGCCGGGUUCAUCGGUGACGGCGCCGCCACCGCCAACUGUUACCUUGAUGAACCCGACAGCUAAUUCCGUCCCGUCGCCGCCUCCAUCAUUAGGUCCUUCUUCCGGUUCAGCCUCAAGCACCCAACAAAAGGACAGUAAAUCGUCCUGCCACAAUGAGCUCUGCAAGCAAGGUCCAGGAGCCGUUGCAGGUGUUGUGACGGCGAGUGCUUUCGUUCUGGCUCUGUUCGCUGGCGCAUUGUUUUGGGUGUACUCCAAAAAGGUCAAACAAGUCAACAGGUCCGAUUCAUUUGCGUCAGAAAUCAUCAAAAUGCCAAAAGAAUUCAGCUACAAGGAACUCAGGACAGCCACCAAGUGCUUUAAUGUCAACAGAAUAAUUGGUCACGGCGCAUUUGGGACGGUCUACAAGGGAAUAUUACCAGAGAACGGCGACAUUGUUGCGGUGAAAAGAUGCAGCCAUACAGGUCAGGGGAAGAACGAAUUCCUAUCCGAAUUAUCAAUAAUUGGGAGUCUUAGACAUCGAAAUCUCCUCCGUCUGCAAGGUUGGUGCCACGAGAAAGGAGAAAUCUUAUUAGUCUAUGACUUAAUGCCUAAUGGGAGUCUCGACAAAGCUCUGUUCGAGGCGAGAAUACCACUUCCAUGGCCUCAGAGGCGCAAAAUUUUGCUGGGCGUCGCCUCCGCUCUGGCCUACUUGCACCAAGAAUGCGAAAACCAGGUAAUUCACAGGGACGUCAAGACCAGCAACAUUAUGUUAGACGAAGGGUUCAAUGCUCGAUUAGGCGACUUCGGAUUGGCAAGACAAACGGAACACGACAAGUCCCCUGACGCCACGGUGGCCGCCGGAACAAUGGGCUACCUGGCGCCAGAGUAUCUCCUAACAGGCAGAGCAACAGAAAAAACUGACGUGUUCAGCUACGGCGCGGUGGUUCUUGAGGUGGCCAGUGGAAGAAGACCCAUAGAGAAAGACGGUAACGGGAACAAUUUGGUGGAAUGGGUAUGGAGUUUGCAUCGAGAAGGGAGGUUGCUGACGGCGGCUGAUCCAAGGCUUGACGGUGAGUUCGAGGAGGAAGAGAUGAGGAGGGUGCUGUUGGUUGGGUUAGCCUGCUCGCACCCUGACUCGCUGGCCAGGCCCACCAUGCGCGGAGUGGUUCAGAUGCUGGUGGGUGAGGCUCAGGUGCCCAGCGUUCCCACGACCAAGCCUGCCCCUACUCUGAGCACCUCCCAGCUCUUGUUGAGUUUACAGGACAGCGUGUCUGACUUCAAUGGUCUGAUCUCCAUCUCGCCUUCGUCGUCGGAGAACAGUUUCAACGGCGGAGACAUAGAUAUAGUGUGAUGUGCAGUUCAUAAAUUAUCGAAUUCGUGUAUACACUGUAGAGAGCGACACAUUCAAUUGUUGCAUGUAUAUUACAAUUGCAAUAACGCGAUUUUUUCCCCCUCGGGUUUAUGCAA
Messenger RNA from Neltuma alba, 2370 nucleotides. RefSeq names its product L-type lectin-domain containing receptor kinase VIII.1-like. Lineage: Eukaryota; Viridiplantae; Streptophyta; Magnoliopsida; Fabales; Fabaceae. Gene Ontology annotation, molecular function: protein kinase activity; carbohydrate binding; ATP binding. The transcript has a single exon. The record is from RefSeq and is a predicted model, not a curated record. Gene Ontology annotation, biological process: protein phosphorylation. The coding region runs from base 122 to 2254 and encodes 710 amino acids.